Messenger RNA from Galeopterus variegatus (Sunda flying lemur), 937 nucleotides. RefSeq names its product olfactory receptor 4K14-like. Gene Ontology annotation, biological process: G protein-coupled receptor signaling pathway. The transcript has a single exon. NCBI's taxonomy places the organism in Eukaryota, Metazoa, Chordata, Mammalia, Dermoptera, Cynocephalidae. Bases 5 to 916 code for a protein of 303 amino acids. Gene Ontology annotation, molecular function: olfactory receptor activity; G protein-coupled receptor activity. Gene Ontology annotation, cellular component: membrane. The record is from RefSeq and is a predicted model, not a curated record.
CUCAAUGGAGAAAGUAAACCAAUCUGUGGUGUCUGAAUUUGUUAUUCUUGGGCUUUGUGAUUCAUGGGUGCUCCAAGCCUUUCUCCUAGCGAUAUUUUCUUCACUUUAUUUGAUCACCAUUUUAGGCAACAUCUUCAUUGUGGUCAUAAUCAUUACCGAUCUCCAUCUCCACUCCCCUAUGUACUUCCUGCUAGCCAAUCUCUCAUUCAUUGACUUCUGCCUUUCCUCAGUCACUACCCCUAAAAUGAUCACAGACUUUCUCAAGAAAAACAAGACCAUCUCCUUUGGAGGUUGCAUGUGUCAGAUUUUCUUUGGACACUUCUUUGGAGGGGGUGAGAUGGUACUGCUUGUGUCAAUGGCUUAUGACCGUUAUGUGGCCAUCUGCAAGCCACUCCAUUACUCCAGCCUCAUGAACAGACAUACGUGCAUUCGGUUAGUGAUGGCAUCAUGGACCAUUGGCUUUGUGCAUUCCAUAAGCCAACUAGUUAUGAUUGUAAAGCUGCCCUUCUGUGGACCCAGAGAAUUGGAUAGCUUUUUCUGUGAUAUUCCAUUGGUGAUCAAGCUGGCCUGCAUGGACACUUAUAUUCUAGAAAUGUUGAUAAAUGCUGACAGUGGGAUACUGGCAAUCAUCUGCUUCAUUCUGUUGCUGAUCUCUUACUCUCAUAUUCUGUUUACUGUCUGCCUUCACUCAAAAGAUGGAGCAUCCAAGGCCCUCUCUACCUGCACUGCCCACAUCACAGUAGUGGUGCUCUUCUUUGGGCCCUGCAUUUUCAUCUAUCUCUGGCCAGUCAGCAUCACCUGGGUGGACAAGUUUCUUGCUGUAUUUUAUGCAGUCAUCACACCUCUCCUAAAUCCAGCCAUUUACACCCUAAGAAACAAAGAGAUUAAAAAUGCCAUGAAGAAACUGCAAUGUUAGCAUAUGGAUUUCAGUGGAUAG